Molecule: messenger RNA, 2917 nt
Organism: Phragmites australis (common reed)
Lineage: Eukaryota; Viridiplantae; Streptophyta; Magnoliopsida; Poales; Poaceae
Product: pumilio homolog 2-like
Exons: 9
Coding region: 158-2536 (792 amino acids)
Biological process (GO): post-transcriptional regulation of gene expression
Cellular component (GO): cytoplasm
Molecular function (GO): mRNA binding
Source: RefSeq, a predicted model, not a curated record
CCCAAACCCCUCAAAACCCUAACCUAAAAAAGGCGCCGCCACCCCACCCACCCGCGCACCCAUCUUUCCGCGCGACCCGUGCGGGUGGUUUCGUUCAAACCCAAAACCAAUUUUUCGCGAGCGCGCUCGCGGGUUGCGAGAGGAGGCAGCGGAGGACAUGGCUCCGUUCGGCGACGGCGGUGGGGAGGACGAGGAAACCGGGGAGGCGCGGCGAGGGUGGGACCCGCUGCGCAGCGGCAGCGCGCCGCCGACGAUGGAGGGCAAAGCGGCGGCGGCUGUGGCGUUGCAGGGGCUGUUCGGCGGCGGCGGUAGGGCGUCGUUCUUCUCUGGGAUGGACGGGCUCAGCGCGAGGCUGGAUGAGGUCAGCAGGCGGCGUGGCGCCGUUGCGCAGGAACAUUUUGGUAAUUCUGCAUCAUUAUCUGUGGGAUCACCAGGACAUGUGUUUAAUGGUACGGGAGAGUUGGAUGAACUGCAAUUUGGACCCAGCAGAGUUCAUAGUGUUGGUGCAAUGGCGAACUACUCUACAUUCGAUAUGGGUUCCCUUUGGACAGAUAUGGAAACAGACAAUGCUGGAUUCCGCAGGAAUGUCCAGAAUCACUUCGUGUCAAACAUGGAGAAGAUGAAUGCUUAUGAUAGUAUGGAUCCUAAUGCUUCCUAUCAGUGUGAUUCUGAUCUUUCAGAUGCUUUAUCUGGGUUGAGGCUGUCUAAUAGUACAGUAAUGGAUGAAAGGAAACAUGAGGAAGAGCUACUAGAUGAAAUACUCAAACAUCGAAGAGGUUUCUCCACUAAAAUUGGUGAUGACAACCGAUCUCCUCUGCCUGGUAAUGUUUUCCACACACCUAGGUCUGAGCGUUUGGAUGUGCGUCCGCCGCCAAUAUAUGGAGAUGGUAUUUUACGCAGGCAGAACAGUUCAUUAGAUGGAUCCAAUGUUUCAAGGAUGAGUCACCAUCACAUCAAAGAUGUCGAUCACUUAUCUUUUGCUGAACAGCUAGCUAUGUUGCGAUCGGGCAACUCGCAUAGAGAGACCAAACUUUUUCGUAAUGCAGCUUUGACAAAUAUGAUCAACCCCAUGAGCAAUAGAUACAACAACAUUACAGACUUGGAUUUGAUUAGGAAUCGGAAGGCAUUACUUGAGGAUCUUCUUGCGCAUCAAUAUCUUCAGGAUGACAGUCCCUUUCAACCAAUAUCUGGCCUCUCAUAUAAUGAUAGCAGGAUCUAUCAUGAUGAGCCUUGUUUUCCCAACUCAAGAAUGCAAAGAUCUGGAUCCCAUUUUCAUCCACACUCAGGGAACAUUCCAUCUCAAGGUGAUUGCUCAGGGAAUAUUCCAUCUCAAGGUGAUCGGCAAUCACGGCUCUUCUCUUUUAAUAGAAAGGCAAGUGGUAGAAAUAUGGGAUCACAGGUCUAUCACGAUAAUACACUAGCAAACUAUCUGGAGGUGCCUUCUUUGGAUAAUGCAGAUAGAAACAGGGCUGACUCAGUGGAGCUGAUUGAUGUAAUGGGCCACGUUAAGGAAGUCAGUAUGGAUCAAUAUGGAAGCCGAUUUAUUCAACAAAAACUAGAAAAUGCAUCAGCUGAUGACAGGGAAAAAAUAUUUCCAGAGAUAUUAUCCAAUGCGAUUGCUCUAACAACUGAUGUUUUUGGCAAUUAUGUUAUCCAGAAGUUUUUUGAGUUUGCUACAGAAAGCCAGUUAAUCCAGUUAGCAGAUCAACUCAAAGGUCACAUUUUGGAACUCAGCCUCCAGAUGUAUGGUUGCAGAGUAGUUCAGAAGGUUUUGGAGGUAGUUGAUAUGGAUCGGAAGAUUGAUAUUGUUCAUGAGCUCAAGAAUUAUGUUCUCAAAUGUAUUGCUGAUCAGAAUGGUAACCAUGUAAUCCAAAAAUGCAUUGAGUGUGUUCCUGAAGAUCGCAUUCCUUUUGUUAUAGAGCCUAUUCUUUCACAAAUUUUUGUUCUUUGUACCCAUCAAUAUGGCUGCAGAGUUAUUCAGAGGGUUUUGGAGCAUUGCCAUGAUCCAGCAACUCAAAGUGCUAUCAUGGAUGAAAUUGUGCAACACACCUUCCGUCUGACAGAUGAUAAAUUCGGGAACUAUGUUGUUCAACAUGUGUUGCAACACGGGAAGCCAGAAGAGCGUACCUCCAUUAUUCAUAAGUUCUCUGGGCAUGUGGUGAUCUUGAGCAAGCAGAAGUUUGCUUCUAACGUCAUUGAGAAAUGUUUGACUUUUGGAACUCCUGAAGAACGUGAUGGCCUUAUUGGAGAGAUCAUUUCUUCUGGGCAAACAUUUCAGGAAUUGAUGAAAGAUCAGUUUGGUAAUUACGUUGUACAGAGAGUCCUUCAGACUUGUGAUGACGAGCACCUAGAGAUGAUGCUUUCAAGCAUAAAGUUGCACUUGAAUGAACUGAAGAAUUACACAUAUGGGAAGCAUAUUGUUGCCCGUGUCGAGAAACUAAUUGUUACAGGAGAAAAACGAGCAAGGAUGGCGUCCCUGAGUUGCCAACAUCAGCAGUCACCAAACCGUACAGAUGUUGACGCUAAUCCUUUUUAAGCAUUGGUAUCAAUACAAGCAUCUGGUGGUAAAGGAAUGUGGAGAUUUCGUUUUAUACAUUAUGUAAUUGGUUACUUAGCAGAGAGAAUCAAGGAAUUAUGGGGCCUGUAUAUAAUCAGGUGUUUUCGGGUACUCGAGUAGUUAGAUGAGUAUUAGUUUUUUUGAUACUGUAAGUCCGUUUGGCCAUGUACCAGUUUACAGUGGAUAUACAGAUGUACAUUGUGCUGAGAAUUAGUUUUUGGUAGAUGAGCGUACUAUGUGAAACAUGCUGUGUAAUAUUUGUGUUGGUCUUCUAAACUGAAGGAUGCUAAAACACCUUAUAAAUUCGAGGGAGUACAUAGUUAUGUUGCAAUAAAUGCAGCUUGAUAUUCUAGGCUCUAC